Triticum dicoccoides is the source of this 774-nucleotide messenger RNA. RefSeq lists its product as uncharacterized. The record is from RefSeq and is a predicted model, not a curated record. Bases 132 to 410 code for a protein of 92 amino acids. NCBI's taxonomy places the organism in Eukaryota, Viridiplantae, Streptophyta, Magnoliopsida, Poales, Poaceae. The transcript has a single exon.
UCCAGCUAACAACUCACCAACGCAAGCAUCCAUCGCUUCAGCUCAGUUCUUCGACUGCGACUCACCAAUCAUCUACUGGGAUCACACGCUUCACAGACCAACCUCCACCAACGCAGUUCACAGGUCACUUCAUGGCGGCUGCAGCCAAGGCGUCUUGGAUGGCGGCGAUGAGCGUCGGCGCCGUGGAGGCGCUCAAGGACCAGGCCGGCCUCUGCCGCUGGAACUACGCUCUCAGGGCCAUUCACGGCGCAGCCAAGGGCAAGGCCAGUAUCCGCCGCGGUGCUGUGGUCUCGCAAGGCACGAAGCGGCCUCCGGCCUCUGCGGCGGCCGUGGCAGAGAGGCGGCGAGCGGAGAAGGCCGAGGAGGGGCUGCGGACGGUCAUGUACCUCAGCUGCUGGGGUCCCAACUAGGCAGGGCCGGUAGCUGUGUGUGCUCUACGGUUUUGCUACUUGCCUCGUUGCAUGUGGGUUGUACUGUAAAUAGUAUCACGAUGAUGAUGAAAACAUCAUGAUGAUGAUGAAAACUUUGUUCUGUCACCAGCUUGGCUUCAGAAUUUAUGAAGCACAAGAUCCUAGACCGAUUACUCCUGGUACUAGUUCUCUGAUCCAAGUGACAGAAUUGGGUGAUAACAAAGUUCUCUUAGGCCUUGUUCGGUUGCGUGCGAAUCCGAGUGGAUUGAAGGGGUUUAAGGGGGAUUUAAACCUCUUGUAAGUCAAAAUACAAACCAAUCCUUAUCAAUCCCCUUCAAUUCUUUUGGGAAGAGGAUUAACCGGA